UGAAAAUUGGAUAGUGAUGAGUUGCGUCGGAGGAAGUAGAACAAUAUUCUCUUAAAACGUGAUGUAUCUGUUUGUUAAAAAGGGCGAUGCCGGCAUCAGAGGCGUUCCUGGAGUGCGUGGACCAGUCGGCCCAACAGGCGUGAUGGGUCAGACUGGCUAUGGCAAGACCGGAGCUCAAGGGCCUCAAGGAAACCCGGGUAGUCAGGGACCCGUCGGGCCACCAGGUUUGCCAGGUGUGAAAGGAGUACAAGGUUCUAAGGGAGACAAGGGAAGCUUAGGUGGUCAUGGCGCAGCAGGAGCAGAUGGAACUCCAGGUCCACCUGGACACAGGGGUCCAACAGGAAAGACUGGAUUAAAGGGAGAGAAAGCAAGCUCUAAUAUCUAUGUAGUAAUAUGGCAAGAUCGCUAGCAAUAAUU
Corticium candelabrum is the source of this 417-nucleotide messenger RNA. RefSeq names its product collagen alpha-1(X) chain-like. Bases 62 to 409 code for a protein of 115 amino acids. Gene Ontology annotation, molecular function: extracellular matrix structural constituent conferring tensile strength. The transcript has 5 exons. Gene Ontology annotation, biological process: extracellular matrix organization. Lineage: Eukaryota; Metazoa; Porifera; Homoscleromorpha; Homosclerophorida; Plakinidae. The record is from RefSeq and is a predicted model, not a curated record.